This is a messenger RNA of Camponotus floridanus (Florida carpenter ant), 3755 nucleotides long. It is a transcript of the gene FucT6, whose product is annotated as alpha-(1,6)-fucosyltransferase. Gene Ontology annotation, biological process: protein N-linked glycosylation. Gene Ontology annotation, cellular component: Golgi cisterna membrane. The record is from RefSeq and is a predicted model, not a curated record. The coding region runs from base 742 to 2514 and encodes 590 amino acids. The transcript has 7 exons. Lineage: Eukaryota; Metazoa; Arthropoda; Insecta; Hymenoptera; Formicidae. Gene Ontology annotation, molecular function: protein binding; glycoprotein 6-alpha-L-fucosyltransferase activity.
AUCAAAGCAGAAUAAUUCGCGAAAUAUUACGCGGCGCGAUACGUCAUCCAUGCUUUCUAAAAAACCUCAUUUUUACUAUGCAUCUCAUAAAUCCACAAACUAUACAUUCUCUCUCCCCGAUAGCCUCCAGGACGACCGUUGAAUUCGUUAUCACCGACUAACAUUGGCAACGCACGCGAUGCCUAGCUGUCCCCUAUUAUGCUAAUCCGAUAACACCCGAUAUAUAUCGUUCCAGUCCGAGAUGGAGCGGGUAAUCAACGCGGGAGUAAACGGCCCAACGGAUGGAACGUGUCAAUUCCUGACAGCGCGAGAGUGACAGAUGAUAGAUAAGCGUCGCAUCUUUCGUAAAUCGGCGGAACGUGCAAGUGGCCGACCACGAUAAUUUCACUCGAGUUGAGAUGCGAGGAUAACGGCGAUCCUUACAAUCCUUCCGUCCGAGGGAACGAAACAACGUGACAAUUUCGCGGAUACGAUGGAUUCCUCGGACACCCUGUAUUUAAUCGUCCGAGAUUGAGCGCUCGUGCAAUUUUUUCUCGCAUUUUCCGAGUUUCCAUAUUUAUUCCGGUGCAACAGCUGACGAUCUGUCACCUCGUCGUUCGUGACAUGUUGCAUGCAUACGUGUGCGUUCCAAGCUCGAAAUAUAGACGAUACGGAGGUUAGAGCGAUCAUGGGCAGAUUGCGAGUAUAAACGGAAAUAUCGUAAUGUUGUGACACAUCACAAGCGAAAGUACUCUGUGCAAAAUGCUGGCGAUUUGUUCCGGACGACCUGGUUGGCUGGGAAAGCUUGGAAUAGCAUUGCUGAUCACGUGGUUUUUCGUAUUAAUUCUAUCAAUCGUUCAUAUAUUUAAGUUGAACUCCUUGUCGAGCCGAGAUGCUAGUACUGCCAAUAAAGAGAACACACAACGCCUAGCACAAAUGGUUAAUGACUUUGAAAUUCUAAAGAAGCAAAACGAUGCGUUGAAGAACUUCAUAUUGGGAGAAGGACCAAAAUCUAUACAGGGCGAUCAUUUAGGUUCCAUACAAGAUAAAGUCGGGAAAGUGUCGGCUUAUUAUGACCUGAUAGAACACCAAGAUGGUGCGCAACAUGGUGUUCCUUCUUUAGAGCACGAAGAAUUACGAAGGCGAUUAAAAAACGAUAUUCAGGAGACAUGGUAUUACAUUAGCGCCGAAUUAAACAAAUUUAAAAAGCACAUUGAUGAAUUUACAUACGAUCAAAGGGAGAGAGAGAUUCAAGAUGUGUUGAAAAAUGUAUGGGAACACAAAAAGUCACUUUUAACAAAUAUCGAUAAACUAAAGAAAGUAGAUGGUUAUGAGGAAUGGCGAAAAAAAGAAGCAAAAGAUUUAUCCGAUCUUGUUCAAAAAAGAUUUAGAUAUCUGCAAAAUCCUGCCGAUUGUAGUAAAGCGAAAAAAUUGAUAUGUAGUUUAAAUAAAGGAUGCGGCUUUGGCUGCCAGAUUCAUCACAUCACGUACUGCUUUCUAGUAGCUUAUGGUACAGAAAGGACAUUGAUAAUAAAAUCUAAAGGAUGGAGGUAUCAGAAGGAAGGCUGGGAAUCUGUAUUCAAACCUCUCAGUAAUACUUGCUUAUCUACAACAGGUGUUUCACAUUCCAAUUGGCCUGGUGAUCCUUCUAAACAAGUAAUAUCCCUGCCAAUAGUAGACAAUGUUUAUCCAAAACCAAGGUUCCAGCCACCUAGUGUACCUGCAGACUUAGCACCAAGAUUAGAAAAAAUCCAUGGUCAUCCUCUAGUUUGGUGGGUAGGGCAGGUAUUGAAAUACUUGAUGCGACCUCAAGAUCAUGUGAAACGAACAUUAGAGAAGGCAAGGGAGAGACUUGGUUUCAAGAAACCUAUUGUUGGUGUUCAUGUACGUAGAACCGAUAAAGUAGGUACAGAGGCAGCUUAUCAUGAUAUAGAUGAAUAUAUGAGUAAAGUAGAACAGUAUUUCGACGAGCUUGAGACCAAGCCGGAUGUGAAGAGGGUUUUUUUAGCUAGCGAUGACCCAAAAGUGAUAACAACAGCUAGAAAACGUUAUACGAAUUACGAGAUAAUAGGUGAUCCAGAUAUCGCCGAAACCGCAUCUGUAGCGAAGCGAUAUUCAGACGUUUCGUUGCAGGGGAUAAUUAUCGACAUUCAACUUCUAUCCGAAUGCGACUAUUUGGUGUGCACAUUUAGUUCUCAAGUAUGUCGUGUCGCAUAUGAAUUAAUGCAAACCUACUAUGCGGAUGCAUACGAUAGAUUUUCAUCCCUCGACGAUAUAUAUUACUACGGGGGACAAAAUCCGCAUCCUCAUGUAGCUAUCUUAGAUCACAAACCGAGGAAAAACGGAGAGUUAGAAAUGAAAAUUGGCGACCUGAUUGAAGUUUACGGUAAUCAUUGGGAUGGUUUCUCGAAAGGAUACAACACUAGAACUAGCAUGACAGGAUUAUUUCCUAGUUUCAAAGUUAAAAAUCCCGUUGAUGCUGUAGAUUUCCCAAAAUAUUCGAAUGUUCUUCUGGUGGAAGACAAAACUGAUUAAAUCAGAAUAACAGAGUUAUUUUCAUAAAGAGAAUUAUUGCGGCAUCAAUGAAUCGUCAUUUCUCCUUCAAUCAAAUUUUUAAAAUAUUAGCAAAGGAUAAUAUGGCACGAUGUAUAUAUUUUGCUACUUGUAAAUGAUAAUUCUAAUGCUUGUACAUUCUUACAAAAAUGUCCAUGACUUGUCAAAUAGAAAUCUACUGUAUAUUGUAUCAAUUGUAUAAUCACGUGUUUUUAAUUUUAAAAAGAUUGAGUAAGUAUGAUUUAUAUUGAAUAACACAAUGGAAAAACAUUUGUGACUUUUUACAUAUAAAAUCAUAUAACAAUAAUUAGUUGAUAUUAUGCAGUUAUAGUGCAUUAAAAUUUAAUGUCACAACUGCAAAUAUAUAGCAAUAGAAUAUUUGUAAGAUUUUGAUAUAUUUUCAUUGAAAUUACAAAAUAAUUGUUGAGAGGUUUAAUUAGAAUAAAAAAUAAUUAUAUGCCGAAUCAUUUUAUAUUUUAUUGUAUUUCGAAGCGUAAUGACUCGGAAUAAUAUUGUAUUUCGAUAAUUUUAAUAAUCGAUCAACUGUGAACUUGGUCUGUAUUAUGUACAUAUGCAGAUGUGAUGGACCGAGGAAAUAAUUUCUUAACGUGCGAAUCGAAGUAUCCGACAUUUGUGCCAAUAUAUCAUUAUGAGUUAUCGAGUUUGGUAAUUUAUGGAAAAUGGGUAAAAAUAUAGUCGAAAGUUUGUUUUCUCAUUUAGUGCGUGCUCUCAUCAUUCUUUGUAAAUAAGUUCGCGAGAAUUUCGAGGGACAUUGCUUCAGCAGUCAGUAACAUAUUUUAAUGAUCAGCAGCUCAAAUUGUGUAAUAUACAACAUAUUUAUCAUACUUGGAAUUUCUAAAGUUAAUGUAUCAUGCAUUGUGAGAAGUAUGUCCAUAUACAUACAUCAUAUAUCAUAAUAUACAUGUAAUAUGUCCAUUUACAUAUAUUGUAUAUAGAGAUACGUAUAGUAUGUUCAUAUACAUACAAAAAUAUAUAUAUUAAAUAAACACGCCCCUACGAACAUCGAGCUAGGCUUGAGGCCUAUCUUAAAUUUAUAGGAAUUUUCCUUAUGUAUAUAUACAUAUUGUAAUAUAUUUUAUACACAAAACGCAAGCGAGAAUUGUUAUUAUAAGAUUUGAAUUUGAUUUUGAUUAAUAAAGACUCAACUCACAAAACAUAUUGUGCGUGUUUCUUAAUAUUAAGUAAAAUAUGAAUCGCGUUAU